CCGGUCUUUUUCCCGCCUUUCUCGUAACACAUAAAUAAGGUGAGAGUGCAGCGUGUUGGGCGAGCCAACAAACGAGAUAUCCGACUUCUUCGGCAGAGGAGGGUAAAGGGAGAACGACGCCAUAUCGCAGGAUCCCAGGUCCUUCGAUCUCUCUCCUUCUAAUUGGCUAGAUCAUGAUGUAAUGAUCUCCUCUUCCUGUCGUCUUCACCAGGACUGGAGCGGAAAGAGAGAAUGACGCCAAGAUCCUAAGGUCCUUUGAUCUCUCUCCUUCUCAUCGGACAGGAGCAUAAAGAUAGGAGGUGGCACCACAAAGAUCAAGUUUCAAUCUCACUACAGUCUGACCUGUUCAAGCAAAGAAAUGGCAGAACAAGAGAGAGGUGCUCCUACUUCUGCUCCAAAAAUGAAAAGUCCAUCAAUAGAAGAAGAUUUUGAAAAGGAUUUCCUCAUCUCAUGGAAAUCAUCAAAACCAGGAAAACAGGCGAUGGAUCUUGAUGUGGAAACAGUCCCCCAAAAUAGAAAAAGUUCCUUUAACUUUGACAAACUUGAUGACUUUGAUCUUGGUGGUGACUUUGGAAAGUUGUCAUCUUUUGGAAUGGAUAUCUCCGAUCUGGACUUCUCUAUUCCACUCAAGAAGACUGCAAAUGCCAAUGAACAAGAAUCUCUCCCCAGAAAGCAAGACCUGAAGAAAGAGAAAUUCUCCUUUGCAUUUGAUUUUAAUGUGUUGGAUAAGUUUGAUCUUGAUACAAAAUUGGUGAAAACUGCAACGGGUUCCAGUAAAUGCAUGGAUGAUGGCGGGCCUCAUUGUUCUGAUGAAAUGCGUAAGCAUGAAAGUUUAUCCACUUCAACAUCUGCUCAUAUGUUGGAGCCUGAUGGACCAUAUCAUGCUGUCAUUAGACAUGGUUCAGCACAAGAAGCACUUUGUCAAGGUCAUAAAGAACUGCUCUGUCUGGAUUCUGUAAAGAAUGACACCUCCAAAGAAAAAGAUAGUGGUGUGAGAUUGCUUGCUGGUUUACAAUCUGGUAACUCUAGUCCUGUAAAGUCGUCCAACUCGAGGUGCUGCCCACCAAAUAAUAUCACAGGAUCACAAGAUUGCAGUAGCACACUUCAGAAUCAUGAGGUUGAUGAACAUGUUAUAACUGAAGGAAGUAAACCCACAGAUUAUUCAAUUCAAGUUGACAAUGAAGCUUCACGAAAUUCUGUCAAGGAGGUCACGAAUAAACAUUUUGAUGCUUCUUGUUUUCAAUUUCCCAUUUCUAAGAUUCCUGGUGGGGCUACUUCAAUCAUUAAUGCAAAGAGUACCAUGCCUAAUCUUCUUUCAGCUGCAUCUGUGAAUAGGCCUGAGAACAGUUUUCUUGAAGUCCAGAACAUAUCGCAAAAGGAUGAUAAAAAUCAUCUACCUAACUCGAUGACUUCAAGGAUUAAGGAAAACAGCAAUAUAGCAAACUCUUCAUCUAAUGGAGUCAUAAAUACAAUUAUAGUUUCGGAGAGAAACUUGACAUUGAAGAGGAAGACUUCCAAGGAAUCGUUGACAGAUCCAAAGGCCUUCAGUACAUUAAAACACAUCAAUUCUUCACCCAAGGGAAGGGUUACUUCAACCGGUUCUGCAAAGAUUAUCAUGCCCAAUUUUCUUUCAACCGCAUCUAUGAGUAGCCCAAAGAACAUUCCUUUUGAGGGCCAACAUAUAUUUCAGAAGGAUGGUAAAAAACAUCUACCUGGCUUGAUGACUUCAAGAAUGAGAAAAGAGAACAGCAGCAUAGCAAAUUUCUCAAUGGGCAAAGGAAGAAACACAGUUGGAGGAACAGAGGGAAACUUAGCGUCCAACUUGGUCAUCUCUCCUAUGACAGACAAGCCUGUGUUGUUAAGCCCAUCUCUGAAGAUGAAGACUCUCAAGGAGCCAUUGACAGAUCCAAAGGCCUUCAAUACAUCUAAACAAAUUGGCUCUUCACCUGAAAGGAUAUCAUUAGUAAUCUCCCCAGGAUCUGACACUGAAAUGGUACAAAGGGAAGAAAAUCCAGAAAGUUCUAGAAAUGAUGCUUCUUUUCAGAAUCUAUGUUCUCUAAAUGGUGCUUCUGAGCUAGAAAACAUGGACAUUGAAGUGCCUGUACAAAUAGAAGACCAUGGAAAUGUAGAGAAAGCUGAAUCUUGUUCAAAGGAGCUAGAUGAUCUAUGCAACAUGCUCAAAAAGAAACAUGACGAAGCGAAGGAGUUAAUGGUUCGUGCUGUCGUCAUCAACAACAAACUGCUGAUGCUGAACCAUCCCAUGAUCGAGGAGAAGAUAUCCUUCUGUCUCUAUGAUCUCUUCUUUCUCGUUCCCAGGUGCAAUUAUAACUGGGUGGCUCACCACCUCGAGAAACCCACAACAUGAAGUGAAGAUGAAUUGGUCUUCCCCUAGCAAUCCACCCAAAGAAAAGUGACAAUCUAGAAUUCGCUUAUAUGAUGGAGUGCUCAGAAUUGAUAUAUCUUCAGGUUUCAGUGAUGGCAUUCGGAUUUGGAAGUACCACCAAAUCUGCAGCUCUAUUCUUGCAAUCUCUACACUUUCAUUCUUUAGAGAAGUGGGAUGCACAACAUUGUUUGUGGAAAUUUCCAAUCAUGCCCAGUAUAAAGCUAUUCUGCUGGUAGCUUCUGCAUCACUGCUCCCAAACUCUAAUAGGUCAGUACAUCAUUGUAUGUGUGUUUCUAAUGUCCGUUCUUUCUGUAUCAACUGUAGUGAGUCCACUGACCAUAUCUUCUGAUAUUUCUUCGGUAUCAACAGUUGGCAACUUUGAGAGUAUAGGCUAGGUAUCAAAUUUAAAUUUCUUGCUAACUAGAAGGAUUGGGGCCUGGCUCAUAGAACGAGAUGGUGAGUCACUUUUUAUGUAUGCUGCUUGGAAGGCUGUUAUUGAUACAUCUUUCGGAUGCUAUGAAAGCCCGAAACAAAGGUUUAUUCAAAGGCUCCUGUUGUUCUCCUGGUAUUGGCAAAGUUGCUCUCCUACAGGCUAUGUUGAUAAACCCUUCCUCUGAGGGACCCCCUGAGAAAGACAUUUCAAUGUGAAAUGAGAGAGACAAUACUAGGCUAGGACAAACUAAAUUGUGAUGGAAUGUCGGAUCUUGUAACUGAUGGAGGUAUAGGUUUUGUACUGCAAGGGACUAAUGGAAACUGUAUUUGUAUGUGGCAAUUACCUAAAAAAGAGGGAUAGCUUCUACUUUGA
Musa acuminata AAA Group (dessert banana) is the source of this 3188-nucleotide messenger RNA. RefSeq lists its product as uncharacterized. Bases 359 to 2365 code for a protein of 668 amino acids. The record is from RefSeq and is a predicted model, not a curated record. Lineage: Eukaryota; Viridiplantae; Streptophyta; Magnoliopsida; Zingiberales; Musaceae. The transcript has 18 exons.